This is a messenger RNA of Athene cunicularia (burrowing owl), 1162 nucleotides long. Its product is annotated as forkhead box protein J1-B-like. The transcript has 2 exons. Gene Ontology annotation, molecular function: sequence-specific DNA binding; DNA-binding transcription factor activity. Gene Ontology annotation, biological process: regulation of DNA-templated transcription. The record is from RefSeq and is a predicted model, not a curated record. The coding region runs from base 23 to 1162 and encodes 379 amino acids. NCBI's taxonomy places the organism in Eukaryota, Metazoa, Chordata, Aves, Strigiformes, Strigidae.
UCAACGCAAGAGGUGCUGAGCCAUGGCUGAGGGGCGGCUGAGCUGCCAGCGGGCAGGAGAGACCAGAAGGCCGGCGGCUCGCAUGGGGCACUCGGGCCACCGGGUAGACAGUGUGACCAGCCUCAUGUGGCUGCGGGACUUCUCCCUCAAGGACAUCGGCAUAACCGGUCCCAUCGACGGUCCCAGCAUCCCCAGCUUUGCCGCCCCAUGCUCGCCCCUGGCCGCUGAGCCGCUGUGCCUGCCCACGUCCCAGGCUCUCUGCAAGCCCAUCUCCUCCUCCACCCCAAGGGCAGCACAACACGCCAUGGCCACGCACCCCCAGCUCACGGAUGACGUGGACUACAAGACCAACCCGCACGUCAAGCCCCCCUACUCCUACGCCACCCUCAUCUGCAUGGCGAUGGAAGCCAGCGCCAAGCCCAUCACCCUCUCCGACAUCUACCAGUGGAUUAGCAACAACUUCUGCUAUUUCCGACACGCCGAUCCCACCUGGCAGAAUUCCAUCCGGCGCAACCUGUCCCUGCAGAAGCGCUUCAUCAGGGUGCCUCGGGAGAAGGGCGAUCCGGGGAAAGGUGGCUUUUGGAAGCUGGACCCCCAGUACUCCGACCAGCUUAAGAACGGCGGCUCCAGAAAGCGGCGAAUGACCCCCGUGCAGCUCCAGCCGGCCUCCACCGAAAGAGCCCAUGCAGAAGCUCAGUGUGUCGCCAGCCCAGCUGCUCCAGCUCCUGCCUCGGCUAAGGUGCCUCGGCUUUCCAACUCUUCCUUGCCGAGCCAGGGGGAGCAGCCUGAGCUGGGAUGGCUGGAAGAGGACUUGGGCUUGGAAGCCAUCUUUGACACCAGCCUGACUGGGGAAUUGUCCCUUUUUGAAGAUCUGGAGCUCACGCCUCCAAACAAGGCCACAAGAGUCAACCUGGACUCAACAGCAGACGGGCAGCACGGGGACCGUGCCCAGGGCCAGGAGCAGGUCCUCACUGAAUCCAGUGAGAACGACCUGGACUUUGGUGAAACCUGGCUGACCACUUCCCUCCUGCAUCAUCCCUGGUCUGAAGAGACAGAGGAUGACCUCUACAACUGCGUUAACAUCGAGCAGUUGUUUGAGCCCCACGAUGCCUCUUUGCCAGCAGAUGGGAGUGACUGGAGCAGUCUGGCAUCUCCCAUCUAA